CAUCAAACGUUGAAAUAUUUAACGAUUCAACUACUUUUCAUUGCUUCAUUUCUGCAUUGGAGACAAUUUCAAAUAAUUGUUUUAUGUUACAAGUGGUCAUUCACGGUCCACUAAGGAAACAUCAAAAACUCCAAGAAAGUGUAGAGAUAUAACAGCAAAAAGUAUAAAAAAUAGAUAGUAAAGACAAAAUUAAGCGACUCGGCACAUGAUGGAACACAUAUCAGUUUCCUUUCCAGAUUCACUAAAUUUUCAGUUCCUUUCUGUUUGUCACUACAUAACCACCCUUGGAAUUAUAUUUUACAACAAAAAGCUAAUUACAUCCAAUCAACAAAGUCAAACUAUUUCUGUGCUGAACACUUUAUUUGAAUAUCUUAAAGAUUCCAACAAUGAAUCUGAGACAAAGCUUGAGCUUCUACAGACAAUAUUGAAAGGAAGUGAUCUCUAUGGUGGUGGCGAAAAUGAUAUGCUUGAUGCGUUAUACGUUGAUAAUACAUAUAAAUACAUCAUUAGAACGGCUUUGUUUUCUCAUUAUGGCAAUCUAAACAAAUAUUUAGCAAGAAUAAUCAUCAGGGCAAAUGAUACAUCUUAUUCCAAUGUUAUAAAAUUUAUAAAACAGGAGCACCAUUUCAAUUACAUCAGUAUGGAUUACUGCUUAAAUAGAAAGAAAAGUCCAAAACUUAAGUAUUUGUCAGUUAAGAAAGUUUAUUUUGAUUAUAUUCUACCACUGUUUCCCGAGCCAGACGAUAAAAAUAUGAACAUUAUGCACGUUGAUUAUAUAUAUGCAAUGGCUGGUUUAGAAAUGGUUAAAUCUAUACUAAAAGAAACAGUAUACGCUUCUUUUAGUGAUUACGUUAAUAUUGCACGAGUGUUUCAUUUACAGAAGAAAAACAAAAAAGAAACUUAUGAAAUACAAUUAGUAAUUUUCUUAGCACCGGCACUAUUUUUUUCUGCCUAUAAUGAAAAGGAAACAUACAGAAAAAUAAAUCAAAACUCUCUAACAGAGAAAUUUUUGAUUAUGGCAUAUGAAAAUUUGUUUUCCCAUAUUGCUUUAAGUCUGGAUAAUAAGCAGAUUAUUGAAACAGCGUACCUAUUGAAAGUCAUACAUAUUGGCUAUCCUUUAAUAAGAGAUCCUAAUUUUGAUUUAACUUUCUUUCUAAGCAAAUUUAGUUCCAAAAUAUUGUACAAGAUUUACUACGCUAUGCUUGAAAGAAUUCAAAACAAUUCUUCAAAUCAAAAUCUCCAAUUACUAUUAACAUCCAUGUUAAAGAAACUAAAAACGAAUAUGAAACUGUCAACCACAUUUAAUGGUCUGAAACGAAGGGUUUUACUAGAGGAGAAUCAUUACAAACUAGUUCAAUACUAUUAUCCAGGUGGUGAGAACUUCUUUGGACCCACGUGCUUAUCAUCAAAUGGCAAUAUUGCACAACUUAGAACCAUUGAAGGCAAUAAAUAUCCACUUCCAGUGUUUCCAAUACAUUAUGAGGCAAACAAAAUUUAUUAUCGUGAAUAUAAUCCAGCAACUAAUACGUUUUCGAAUGAUCCACUGGAAAUGGGAGAAAAUGAUAUUCUCCGAAAAAUGAUACAUUUUAAUCUUACAGAUACAAACAUAAAAACUAAUUAUCAAGUUAAUCCGAAUACAAUUAAAAGUCACGAACCACCGAUAAAGAAAAUGAAACCUAAUCCGUCUGAAAAUUUUAAUAUAGAAGAACAAAAUUUGGCUUUAGAUGUUAUUCCUGAAACACAUAGACAACUUAAUAUAAGAGGAAGUUUAGCAAGUGAUGAUAUUCCUAGUACUUCUAAGGGAUCUAAACAAGUUUUUACAAGAGAAGGUUUGACAAAUAAUGAUUUUCGUGAAACGAAAUAUUUGUCAUUACCUGUGGAAAAUAACAUAUCCGGCAUUUCAGAAAGUAACCUGAGAGAUAAUGCUCCAGGAACUCCGAGUGGAUCCAAACUUAGAAAAGAAGGUGAUGAUGAUACUGAAACAUCAAAGGCUGUGUUCUUCAAGGACAAUAAUAACAAUAAUCAUGGACAACUCAGUGAUGACAAUUUGUAUUAUAUGCAUAUGUUUGGAGAAGAAUAUUAUAAUGAGUGCGUUAAGGCUUUACAGCAAUUUAAGCAAAAAGGAUUAUUUGAAAUAAAAGAAGAUAAGGAAUUGUUGUUAAAAAUUCGAUUAACUCUCGAGUACUUAACUACUUUGCAAAGUAAUAGGAAUCAUCUAGGAAGGAGAGAACUGUGGUUUCGUCAAACCCUUUCUAACAACUAUAAUAUUCAUAGAAUUCUUUAUUUAAAGAAUAAGGACUUUCAUUUCAAUGAUAUUACCCUUCUGAAUGAUAUUUCAUUGGAAAUAAAACCAACAAAGGUGUUAGAAACUGAUUCUAUGAUAAAAAUACUCUAUCGCAUAAAUGCUGAUUUUCAAUAUGGACUUGUCGAUCUUGGAGCAUUUCAUUAUAGUUUUUUAAAUCAGUACAUUAUAUAUCCAGAAGUCAAUUUUAUUAUAACGCAUGUUAAAAACACAAAUGAAGGGGAAUUUUGUUUAUAUAUAACGCAAAAGGAGAUAGAAAAAGAUGAGUGGUUUAAAAUUAGACAAGAAGAAUUGAUGUCACUUAAAAAUGAAGAAAUGAUACAAAAUAAAAGAAGCGAAAUUAUUGAGAGUGCUGCAUACGAUAUAUCUUCAAAUUUAAUUCUACACAGUUUCAAAGAAUGGAAAGAGAAUUUAAAACAAUAUGUUUUAGGAAUCAGUAUGAUUCAAAAUAAUGUUCCUACAUAUGCUAUGUUUGUGGAAGAUCUUAAAUCUUUUUCAUCUCUACAAAAAUAUCAAUUUUUCAAAAUAAAUAACAUUUUCGUUAAAGAUUUGCUAUAUAAAAAAUUAUUAUAUAAGGUUAAUGAUUUAGAAUCAGCUAGGCAAAUAAUUGCCAAUACAUUUGAUGGGGUGAUCCGACACGAUGUGGAGUCUGUAUUUUUAAUGUAUCAUAGUUUAGGAGAUAUUGAGAAUCAAAUUCUAUUUGAGGACUACUACGUCAUCUAUUCAAGUCUUAAUGAUUUUGUAUCUAAUGUAGAAAGAUUUGAACCACGAUUUGAAGUUGCGUUAUACAGAUUAGCUCUAAGACAGUGCACAGAAGAAUUGAUGAUAAAUCAACCUGUUACCCUUUAUGUUGCUAUGAAUUUUCGUAAAUCAAGUUUACACCCAACGCUUUCUCAAAGGUCUCGAAUAAUAUAUAAGGAUCGAGAAAAUGCAUUACAAAAUGUUCCAAGUACUGAUACUGAUGAAGAAUUAGUAUUGUUUCAAAUUAAAAUGAACAGCCAAGUUGGAAUAGCAGACAUUGGUCGUAUUAUUGAAAAUAAAAAAGGAUUAUACUUUUUGACGUCAGGAAUAUAUUUAAAAAAGUUUGAAAGGACUUUUCGUGAAACUAUUAAUGGAAAGAAAGUAAGAAUUUGGCCGUUAAAUUCUGUUGACACCGAAAAAGAAAUACUUACAGUUCAAUUAGUAUACAAGAUAAAUGAGCUGCAAUCAUCCAUUACUACUUCUUAA
Molecule: messenger RNA, 3529 nt
Organism: Leptopilina boulardi
Lineage: Eukaryota; Metazoa; Arthropoda; Insecta; Hymenoptera; Figitidae
Exons: 2
Coding region: 206-3529 (1107 amino acids)
Source: RefSeq, a predicted model, not a curated record